Dentiscutata heterogama is the source of this 273-nucleotide messenger RNA. Lineage: Eukaryota; Fungi; Glomeromycota; Glomeromycetes; Diversisporales; Gigasporaceae. The record is from the annotation of a GenBank genome assembly.
AUGGGUAAAAAUUGGGAAGAAAUAAUGUCAAAUGCUGUCAGCGUACAUAUGAGCGGGUACCAAAAUAUUAUGAUAAACCGCAAUGGUAAACAUUGGAAAUUCCGUGAAGUUCCGGACGAUAAACAAGAAUUUACGAUUUCGUUAGAAGGUCAUGAAUAUAAUGUCACCAGAUUUAAUGGUCCUGCAAAAUUUGAAACUGAUGGAUGGCAUGGUUGGGAAAAUUGGUGUUUUGCUGUAGAAAAGAAUUUAUAUCCAGAUGCUGUUAUAAUUUAA